This is a messenger RNA of Tinamus guttatus (white-throated tinamou), 434 nucleotides long. Lineage: Eukaryota; Metazoa; Chordata; Aves; Tinamiformes; Tinamidae. The record is from RefSeq and is a predicted model, not a curated record.
GAGGCUCCUCCACGCCGCUUCUCCCCAAGUCGGUGUGUGAGACUGUGCUGAUGGACUUCGAUUCCUUGGUGCAGGCGCAGAGCGGGCUUGGCACAGCGGCCGUCAUUGUCAUGGACAAGUCGACUGAUAUCAUUAAAGCUAUCGCCCGCCUCAUUGAGUUUUACAAGCACGAGAGCUGCGGGCAGUGCACCCCGUGCCGAGAAGGCGUUGACUGGAUGAACAAAGUCAUGGCCCGGUUCGUGCAGGGCAAUGCACAGGUAGCGGAGAUUGACGCGCUGUGGGAGAUCAGCAAGCAGAUCGAGGGCCACACCAUCUGCGCGCUGGGCGACGGCGCUGCCUGGCCCGUGCAGGGCCUCAUCCGUCACUUCCGCCCGGAGCUGGAGGAGAGGAUGCGACGCUACGAGGAGUCCAAAGCGCGAGCGGCGUCAGCUUAA